CGUAUUCAUCACCAUCCUCCACUUAAGUACGUAUGUUUUGAUUCCUCCACUUUCUUCUUCUCAUUUCACUACUACCUAUCAUGAAUAUGUUGGGAUUAAACACACAAAAACCCUAUUUGCUUUUUCUUCUUGUUGUAGCUAUGGGACUGUUUUCAUUUUCAGUUCAAUCCAUGAGGUUUGAUUUGCCAAAUGGUAAAGGUAAAGCAAGAUGUUUCUCCGAAGACAUGAAGAAGAAUACAAUGGUAGUUGGCAACUACUCCAUCGUCAACCCCAACGAGGGUCACCCUUUACCCGAUAACCACACUAUCACCGUUCAGGUGGCUACACAUGGAAGUAUGGCGAAAUAUCAUCUUGCAGAGCGUGUUCAAGCAGGACAAUUUGCAUUUACAGCAUAUCAAAGUGGUGACUACGUAAUAUGUUUUGUGGAUAAAACUGAAGAUCCCCACGUAUCACUCUCUAUUGAUUUUGAGUGGAAAACUGGUAUGGCAGCCAUUGAUCGGCACAGUAUUGCAAAGAAAACCAACGUUGAUAAUAUGACACAAGAAGUAAAAAUCUUGCUUGAGAGUGCUUUGUCCAUUAAGGAGGAAAUGUCUUAUCUUCUUGAACGGUCGGCAAAUCAAGACAUCACAUGGAGUUAUGAAGGCAAGAGAAUGAAGAUCAAUGGAGUUCAACAUGUUUUUUAAGGCAAAACGAUGUGAGAAAUUAACGUCUGAAGUUCCAGUAUGAAAUUAUGGAAGAAGAGCACUCAAAAAACUAAGAAAACGGUAUUUUUCGCACAUUUUCUUGCCCCAGGCGCAUGGCACCCACAUGAAGGUGAAAUUCCCUGCCCCAUACACCCCAACAAGCGCCUCCAUAUGCCCCACGCGCAUGGUUCUGGAAAAAAAAUGCUUAGUUGCUUAAUUUGCAAGUUGGAUCUAUGGAACAAAAACCCGAUUCUAUUUUAACCUAGUUGGUUUGGUUUUUACAUU
This is a messenger RNA of Medicago truncatula (barrel medic), 968 nucleotides long. Its product is annotated as transmembrane emp24 domain-containing protein p24delta9. NCBI's taxonomy places the organism in Eukaryota, Viridiplantae, Streptophyta, Magnoliopsida, Fabales, Fabaceae. The coding region runs from base 81 to 683 and encodes 200 amino acids. The record is from RefSeq and is a predicted model, not a curated record. The transcript is spliced from 4 exons.